AUGGAAGACGCGAGCGAUCGGUACGCCCCGUUCUCGGGGCCUAGCCGCAGCUUGCGGGAGGAGGACUUCAAACCGUUCUCUGGGGCUUAUCACAAGUUGGGGAAGCAGGACCAGAUUCUGUCGCCGUUGAAGGGCCCCAGCAGUGCCGAGAAGUUCCAGAGCGGGGACUAUGAGCGGGAGCUGUCCACGGAGGACUCGAGCGCGGUGCCUGAGAUGAUCGAGCGCGAACUGCGGGCUCAGCGCAUGGACUGGCUGGACAGGACUGUCGGGGGCGAGAUUAGGCUGCAGGGCAUCGCUUGCGCCCAAGUUCCCAUCGCGAACGAGGAGAGGGCCCGCCACGCCCGCCAGGACGAGGACGGCCUCUUUCAGGCCAUGGAGGUCGACGAGGACGGCCGCCGCUACGGGCCAGACGGCCGGGCCAUGGAGGGCCAGGUGGACGAGGUCGCCGCCGGCCAGGCCGAGGAGGCCCAGAUGGACGAGGGCGCCGCCAGCCAGGCCAUGGAGGGCGAGGUGGACGAGGUCGCUGCCAGCCAGGCCAUGGACGAGGUCGCCGCCAGCCAGGCCAUGGACGAGGGCGCCGCCAGCCAGGCCAUGGAGGGCGAGGUGGGCGAGGUCGCCGCCAGCCAGGCCAUGGAGGGCCAGGUGGGCAUGGGCGGCGAGGACGCUGACGCAGAGCUGAGGAGCCCGACAGCGUCGGCGUCGGAGAACGAGGUCGAGGCCACGGUCCCUGCUGGCGACGAGGAGGUGCAAUUGGCCAGGGACAUGGAGCGCCCCGCGACGGGGGCGGCUGAGGAGCUCAUGACGGGGACUUCUAUGGGCGGAGGGUUGCAGUCCCUGCAGUCACGCUUGGAGCGUCGCGGCAUGCUCGGCUUGGGGGCCAGGUCUAAGGCCAUGGCGAGGCCGCCGCAACAGCAGCCCGAGAUCAACGCUGGCGAGUUUGUGCCGCACCAGGUCCAGGAGGAUGGGGCUACCGCGGGCGCACCGCCAGCCCCGUUGGCUGAGGACGCGCCGCCAGGCCCGUCAGCUGCGGCGGCGACGCGCGCCCAGUCAGUCAAGCCGACAUCGGCACCAGCGAACGUCAUGGACGAGAAGAUCCGAGUCCAGGUGGAGGCGGCGAGGAAGCUGCUCGCGUCCAGCGUGCAGUGCCAGAUGAAGAUGAGCGAAUGGAGCAGCCGCUGCGGUGGGGCCGUCAUCAAGACGCUCCUUGAGCAGCAGUUCAAGGGGCAGCAGGAGGACAUGCUCAGUGCCCAGGCGAUCCUGAACCUUCUCGACGCGGUGGCACAAAAGGAGGACGGAUCCCUUCUCGACGCGGAGAGCUUGGCAGAAGAUGUCGCCCGUCCCCCCCGCGAGGGCAAGGCGGCAGUGGGCGGGCUCCCGCCGCUCCCGAGGGGAGACUCAGAGCUCGUCCUCGCGCCAGGGACCGCGAAGAGCUUGGAGUCGAGUCUCAACGAGAUCGCGGUGAAGCGCACCCUGUCCGAGGCGCAGGGCAACAUAAAGAACGUCCCCGCUGAGAUCUUGGCCCAGAUCGAGCAGCUGCAGAAUGGGAUUAAGGACGGCAUCAAGGCGAGGAGCAACGUCUACCAGCAGUUUGGCAGGUGGCUGGCGCAGAAGAUCAAGCAGGAUCCGAAGUUCGCUGAGGACUGGGAUGCGAAGGCAGCAGACGACCGCCGCGACUACAGGACCGAGUGGGCUCAGAGGAAGCUGACGGAGCUCAAGCGCAAGUACAUCCACAAGCGCGCGUACAAGAUGGUGGACGAGAGCGUCGGGACCUACUUCUCGUUCUCCCGCAUCGUCGUGGAGAACGCGAUCGCCGCGCGGCGGUACUGCGAGGCGUGCAUCGCCAUGGGCGGCGAGUGGCUGACGUACUGCUCGCUCACGCAGCGCGUGAAGUUCUUCUACGUCUCGCUCCAGCGCCGCGAGGUGAUGGAGAGGAGCUGGUCCGAGCACAUCGAGAACGAGGAUCAGGCCGCUGCCGCGACGAAGAGGGAGGCCCCUGAAGAGGGUGGGGCCGAGCAGCCCAACGCCAAGAGGGGGCGGCGGGGGAGGGCCGUCACUGACGGUGCCGACUCCCACGCGGAGAUCACGCCAGAGCAGGCCGCCGCGAAGGAGGCCAAGAAGAAGGUGGCGACGGCUGAGCAGGCCGCCAAGAAGAUGCUGUCGCAGUUCCAGCAGCUCACGCAGUCGGUGGACACCAUCAAGCACUGCAUGGCUGCGAUGCCCGAGUGGAAGUGGCUCAAGGACCACAAGAAGAACAUGGACGACCUCGGUGCCGUGGAGAAGGCCGUUGCCGACAGCCGCACGGACCUCUUCAACCGCAUGAUGAGCGAGGAGAUGAAGAUGAUCAAGAAGGACUACGCCGACGCCGACAUUGUCAGGGACUUCAAUCAGAUCGUGACGAAGACCGCAGGGGAGACCGAUAGCGAGUGCGAUUCCGAUGAGCCUCGCGACCCAGAAGCUGGGAUGUCGUUCGUCAACGAACUGAUCGAAAUGUACCUCCUUGGGAAGCCAAUGAAUGCUCGUCACAUGAGCGUCCUCUGCCAUUACGCCUGGAAAGGCGGCCUGCUAGAAGCAAAGCCAUAUGCGGUCAACCCAGAGUCCAAAGGUCGCAACCACCAGCGUAAAAUAGAUAAAGCAUUGAAUCUGGAGCGCUUUGACGCCAGGAUGGUGAUGAUGUUCCAGCAAGGCGGCCACUUGGGCAUCCCAGAGACCACCCAGAAGCUGGCCGCUGAGCUCCUGAAGCAGGGCGAGUUUGACCUGAGCCCUGCCGAGUGGGUGACCGUCGCCGCGCGUGUCGUGAACGAGCACAUGGCCCACGUGCCUGUUCGCGACCUCGACCUCCUUGAGGCGAAGGCGUUCCGGGAGCACGGCUGCGAGACGCGGGAGUUCGACCGCGAGAGCAGGGAUGCCACGGAGGAUCUGACGUCUCUUGCUGGCAUGAUCCACGUGGGAUUGCUGGCCCUUCGGAUCAAGCCGAAGGGGUUGAUCACAAUCGCGCUGGAGUGCUCGACAUGGCUCGGUUUCACCAGCAACCACACGCACGGCCGCACCAACGACAACAUAUAUGGCCAUGAGGAAAUGAACAAAGUGAAAGAGGCCAAUAUGUGCGCAGACGUGGCCGCGUGGCUCAUCUUCUUGUGUCACGCUAGGGAUGUGUUCUACGUUCUAGAGAAGCCCGUGCAAAGUAGAUUGUACUCGUACCCUGCGAUCGAGUCUUCGUUGGACAUCUGCGGCGCGAGCCAGGCGCUCACGUAUUUGGGAGCUUUUACGGACGACCAGACAAUCCCCAAGGCUGUGCACCUGGCGACCAGUUUGCCGAAACACACCUGGGCCCACUUCACGAGGCCCAAACCCAAGAAGGAGCUGAGCACGGAUCAGAAGAGCAAGUUCCAUUUCGUCACAAAGGAGGGCUGGGUGUGCUCGGGCAAUCAGUUGAAGAGCACGCAGUACUACCCGCCCGCCUACUGCCACGCGCUGCACGCCGCUUGGGAGGAGGCCUGCCUUGGCGAGAAACAGGGGCCCAAGAGAGCCAUCGAGCGAGAUCAGACGAGCCUGCUGAGGUGGACGCAGAAGGAUAGCUCCAGGACGAAGAGACGCAGGGAGGUGAUGCGGUACCGCGUCAGCGAAUUCAUCGUGAUCCUGCUACAGGCGCGGGCCACUAGGGGGCGCGGCAUGGAGGGGAGGUGCGAGUAUUUCAAGUGCUGCGUUAUCGGCCAGGUGUUACCGCUCGUAUCCGACGAGCUCGUAUCGGGCGACAUGCGCAUUUGGUGCGACGUCUCCGAUGGCUGGUGCAUCGUGUGGAGGGCCCUCGACGGCAGUAUCAAGCAGCGUGGAAUGUGGGAGAUGGACCCUCAUAGGACGUCAUUCAGCGAGCUACUGGGCUCGCUCGCAGAGAUCCUGUGGAGAGACGGGAGCGGGGACCAGAUGUUCCCGGAGUUCAGUGAGGGCCUCGGACGCUGCAGCGAGGACGCGGCGAGGAAGCUGCGGCAGCAGUACCUGCCCCAGCUGGAGUUGCUCAGCCAGCGGAGCUACGCGCACGCGGGCGACGUGGAGCUGCAGGACUCAGUCAUGCCCCUGCCCGCAGGGCUCGCGCGCCGGAUGAUCCAUCGAGCGUCGGCGACGAGAGGGCCAAGCGGGCCCGAGACGCGUGGCCAGCAGCUGCCGCCGCUGCGCCAUCCUCUGACGGACCUGCUGGACCUGCCGGUGCCGCCGCGGGGCCAGGGGGGGGAGCGGCCGCUACUUGGGGGGGCGGCCGACGUCGAGUUCGCGAACGAGGGCGGCGAGCCGCGCGGCAUGAGCAUCGAGAACAACCGGCAGGUCCGGGUCGACACCGAGCUGCUGCGUUCCGGCAUCCCGCAGCGCCGAAAGAGGCGCGAGUGGAAGCGCCGGUUGGGCGGCAGGUCUUUGGCGAUGCGCGCCGCGCACUUGAGUCUUGACCGGCUCGAUGCGGCUGGGGCGACCAAGACCUGGCGCAGGUUUAUGAAAUCUCCGAAUGCCGCCAACCAGGUAUUUGACGCAGCCACGCACCAGAAUCAAAGUGACAUGCUGAAAGAGUGCGUGCCGGCACGCGUUCCGCGCAAGCAUUUGACAAGCACGAUGCAGUCCAUGAAGCCUGGAGCAAGCGCCGAAGUCGGGGGGGGGCCGAAGCCGGCGACCGUGGCCACGUGGCGAAAGAAGCGGAUGAGGAAGCAGCACCACGUGGUCGAUGACGUCGCCGGCCUGCGAAGGCGGCUGAGGGCCCUGGCGGCGGCGGCGCGCGCACCCCCGGAAGGCGCAGGCGCGGGCUCCAGCCCGCGGUGGCUGCUCGCGUGCCCCAGGCCGCCGCCAGAGGGUGCCGCGGGCGCGAGCGCCGCCGUGCGCCAGGUCGCCCUGCCGCCCACGGCUGCCUUGCGGGCCGAGCUGGCCGACGCUUGGGCGCUGUUGGCCGAGCGCGGCGAACGCCGGCGCGAAGCGGAGGCGCUCCGCAGGGAUUGCCGCCGCGCGGAGGAGGAGCUGGCCGCCCUGCGCGGCAGGGCCCCCGCGCCCCGGCGGGGCGAGGCCGCCGCCGCCCCUGGCGACGACCGGCCGCUCAGCGGGUCUCCGACGUACGCGCGGCUGCACGACGGGCGCCAGGUGGAGCUGACGAGCAAGGUGCAGCAGCAGGCGGCGGAGCUCGAGGAGCUGCGGAGACGGCUGAACGCCAUCCGUGCCGACGGUUAGCCCGAUUGGCGUCCCGCCGAUAUCCGCCGCUCUUCUGCCAGAGGACCGCUGCCAGCGCGCGCUUCACACUUGCGCCCCAGGCAUCCAAAACAGGA
Prorocentrum cordatum is the source of this 5291-nucleotide messenger RNA. The record is from the annotation of a GenBank genome assembly. Lineage: Eukaryota; Dinophyceae; Prorocentrales; Prorocentraceae.